AUGCAGCGCGCAAUCAAGGUACAACUCUCCCGUGCCCAGCACUACGUGUUCGCCACUUUCCUCGACACGCGUCUUUAUGGCGGGGUAGCUGCGGUCAAUCCUACGCAGCCCCUCCACCAUGCGCGGCAAUUCCGAAGGGUUGAGGGGCUCGAUGGCAACCUUAAAGACGGGCUCAGAAGCGAGUAUGCUCGACCGUAUGCGGCAUAUUUCGGCGCCAUAAGGGUCCUCAGUCGACGUGAUAGUCAUCGUUUUGUGGGAGCAGAGAUCUUUAUACGCUGGCCCUUGGUUAUGGUCCCCGACAAUACUCUGCCGAACACGUCAAAGGCAUUGGUGUCGAGGCGGUAG
Molecule: messenger RNA, 345 nt
Organism: Babesia ovata
Lineage: Eukaryota; Apicomplexa; Aconoidasida; Piroplasmida; Babesiidae
Product: L-serine dehydratase 1, putative
Exons: 2
Coding region: 1-345 (114 amino acids)
Source: RefSeq, a predicted model, not a curated record